Molecule: messenger RNA, 3816 nt
Organism: Propithecus coquereli (Coquerel's sifaka)
Lineage: Eukaryota; Metazoa; Chordata; Mammalia; Primates; Indriidae
Gene: TOMM70
Product: translocase of outer mitochondrial membrane 70 homolog A (S. cerevisiae)
Exons: 11
Coding region: 212-1873 (553 amino acids)
Molecular function (GO): protein binding
Source: RefSeq, a predicted model, not a curated record
GUUAAGAGGGGAGGAGAAGGACGGUCGGGUCUGGCCCGGCAUGCCCUGGGCUUCCGGUGACCUCUGGCCCUUUUCUGUCGUCCGCGCUCGCUACCUAGCGUGCUCACUUGAUCAUUGCCUUCCUUCCCUCCAUCUGGUCUCCUUUUCGCACGCUUCCUGGUGACUGUGGCGCCCGCGACUGGCAGGGAGGCGGUGGCGGAGGACACUCGUCAUGGCCGCCUCUAAGCCCGUGGAGGCGGCGGUGGUCGCAGCGGCUGCACCCAGCCCCGGGAGUGGGGUCGGCGGCGGCGGCGGCGGCGGGACUGCGGGCCCGGGAACAGGGGGCCUGCCCCGAUGGCAGCUGGCGCUGGCUGUCGGGGCUCCCCUGCUGCUGGGCGCGGGUGCCAUGUACCUGUGGAACCGACAGCGGCGGCGCCGGGAGACCGGAGGCCGAGGUGACGCCAGCGGUUUGAAGCGCAACAGCGAGCGGAAGACCCCGGAGGGUAGGGCCAGUCCGGCCCCGGGCAGCGGACACCCCGAAGGUCCCGGUGCUCACCUGGAAAUGCAAAAAUGGAAAGAGGUGGCACAAGAUUGUACAAAGGCUGUUGAACUUAAUCCCAAAUAUGUGAAAGCUCUCUUUAGACGUGCAAAAGCCCAUGAAAAGCUAGACAAUAAGAAGGAAUGUUUAGAAGAUGUCACUGCUGUGUGUAUAUUAGAAGGGUUCCAAAAUCAACAAAGCAUGCUAUUAGCCGAUAAAGUUCUUAAACUUCUUGGAAAAGAGAAAGCCAAAGAAAAAUACAAGAAUCGUGAACCUCUGAUGCCAUCUCCACAGUUUAUCAAAUCAUACUUCAGUUCUUUCACAGAUGAUAUCAUUUCUCAGCCCACGCUUAAAGGAGAAAAGUCUGAUGAAGAUAAAGACAAGGAAGGAGAGGCUUUAGAAGUGAAAGAAAAUUCUGGAUAUUUAAAGGCCAAACAGUAUAUGGAAGAAGAAAACUAUGAUAAAAUCAUAAGUGAAUGCUCAAAAGAAAUCGAUGCUCAAGGCAAAUACAUGGCAGAAGCAUUAUUACUGCGAGCCACCUUCUACCUGCUCAUUGGCAAUGCCACUGCGGCCAAACCAGACUUAGAUAAGGUCAUCAGUUUGAAAGAAGCUAACGUGAAGCUUCGAGCAAAUGCUCUCAUCAAAAGAGGCAGCAUGUACAUGCAGCAGCAGCAGCCUCUGCUGUCUACUCAGGAUUUUAACAUGGCUGCUGACAUUGAUCCUCAGAAUGCAGAUGUUUAUCACCACCGAGGGCAGCUGAAAAUACUGCUUGAUCAAGUUGAAGAAGCAGUGGCAGAUUUUGAUGAAUGUAUUAGGUUAAGACCUGAGUCUGCUCUGGCACAAGCUCAGAAAUGUUUCGCAUUGUAUCGCCAGGCAUAUACAGGAAACAAUUCUUCACAAAUCCAGGCGGCUAUGAAAGGUUUCGAAGAGGUCAUAAAGAAGUUUCCAAAGUGUGCUGAAGGCUAUGCACUAUAUGCCCAGGCAUUAACAGAUCAACAACAGUUUGGUAAAGCUGAUGAAAUGUAUGAUAAAUGUAUUGAUUUGGAACCAGAUAAUGCCACAACAUAUGUUCAUAAAGGUUUACUUCAACUUCAGUGGAAGCAAGAUCUGGAUAGAGGUUUGGAACUUAUCAGCAAGGCUAUUGAAAUUGACAAUAAAUGUGAUUUUGCAUAUGAAACCAUGGGAACUAUUGAAGUACAAAGAGGAAACAUGGAGAAAGCCAUUGACAUGUUCAACAAAGCUAUUAACCUGGCCAAAUCAGAAAUGGAGAUGGCCCAUCUGUAUUCACUUUGCGAUGCUGCCCACGCCCAGACAGAAGUUGCAAAGAAAUAUGGAUUAAAACCACCAACAUUAUAAAACAGGAGGAAAGGAGACUGACCCUAUUUUUAAAAGAAGUUUACCCCCUCUUCAACUGAACCCUAAAGACACUCUCAUAAACUGUGUUGAAUGGUGGAACUUAGUAUUUCCGUUUGUGGUGUUGUCAUUCGUUACAUCCAUUUCAUGUUUAGGUGUUGUGGGUGUGGCUGUUGAAGGAAGUUUGCGUCUUGCAGCUUUUAUUCCCUGUGCAACAAAAGCUUAGAACCUGUUAAAAGGAUAUUAAAAUAAAGUCGCAAAGAGUACAAAUGAUAAUUGGCCAUGCAAAUAAAAACUUUGAUUUGUUGAUUGGUUUUUUUUUUAUGGGGGGGCAGGGGGUUAUGUUCUGGAUGAUUUUGUCUUAAUAUAUGUGUGUAUAAUAUGAGUAUUUUACAGCAUGUUGGUUUUUAAAUUGACACAGUAAGUGCUGUAAAAUAGAUGUCUUUUAUAUUCAAUCCGUUUUAGUUGAUUUUUUGAAGAAAACAAAGCUUAAAUGGGGAUUGAAGUAAAAUUGAGUGACCCUUUAAACCAUUGUCAGCAUGCACAAUGCCUCUGAUUCUGCAGAACUUUGGAAACUUAGUGGCGACUGUUAAUCGUCUUGACCCCCUUCCAUUCUAAUGGAUGAUGUACAUCAUUCUUGAAGUCUACAGCAGCUGGUUUUCAUACGGUAAAUUACGCAGAAGUAAAAUAUUUGGAUUAAUAUAUGUGCUGGAAGACUGAGUAUUGAUGGGGAGUGGACCCAGCAAAGAGGUAAGGUGAAACAGAAGUGUGUUCAUAAUUUCCAUGACUGUAAUAAGUACAACUAUUUAAUAGUGUACUUUUUAAAGAAAGUGCAGGUUGCUGUAUAACCCAAAUAAAGAUGUGUGAUAUAUGGGAGUAUUUAAUUAGUUUAAAAUUUCUAAUGAAGAAGAUGUGGCUAAAUGUUCAAAAUGGAUGUAGGUCUUGGAGCCAGAGCAUAGUAUUUCCUGAUGUGACAAGUUCAGUGCUUCGGCUACGGCUACAUGUGCUUAAGGAAUUUUGAGCCAGUACUUUGCAAGAUGCUGAGGACGUGUAGAGUGCUUUUUAGUACUGAGCUAACCUUGAUCUCUGGGGACUGAUUGCCUAUGUCCAGGUCUUCACUAGGGAUAGUGACAACAGAUUUUUGUUUUGUUGGUUUUAUCUUUAUUCCACCUCUUUACUUAGAAAUAACUUUGAGAUUUAUUUCCAAUUGUCACUUUUAUAAACCAUCAUUGUGCUUACAUGCUGGAUUUUUCUGGUGGGGGUAGGGUUGUGUUUUUAAGGGGUGUCUUAUUUUGAGGUACUCGAGAUGGGGAGCAGUUUAAGACUUAAUAAAAGAGCAAGCUUUCAGUUAUACUUUUCUGGAAAUCUAAUUAUAGUUUACAUUGUUGAGAGUAAAGGAGCAUUUUUAUCCCUCUUUAAAAGGGUGCUUUAUCCUGUUGAAACCAAAAAGAUUUUGUCUACAAAUGCUAUCUUUUAGAAUCUAUUAGAAAGGACUCCAUUCCAAAGUCAGUAUUUGGAAAAUAUAGAGGAGGCCUCUAACCUAAUUAGUGGCAGCAGUUAACAUAAUUUAAGAUAAUUCGGAUAAUGGAAAGUUUGAGAACUCUGCAUUUUGUUCUUAAAUUUGCAUCUAUUAUGAUAACCCCUGCAUACAGAAAUGUUCUACAUCUCUGAAUGUCCUCUGAACUUAAAAAAAAAAGUUUUUAUUUGCAUGGCUAUAUUCACAUUAAUAUUGACUUCUACUCUUCUCCCUUCUUUCCCGUCGGGGUCGCAUAGAAAAACACAAAGGAAACUGACGCAUGUACCAUUCAGUACUAUCAUUCCAAAUUCUCUCGGACUCUUGCCUGUUGUGAAAAUAUUUGAAACUGCACUGGAAGCUGCAUCUGUCUGUAUCUUUUCUUUUGUAAAUGACCUCACAUGUAAAUUCACCAAAUAAAUAUUACAUUCAA